This is a messenger RNA of Physcomitrium patens, 3374 nucleotides long. Its product is annotated as putative laccase-11. Gene Ontology annotation, molecular function: hydroquinone:oxygen oxidoreductase activity; copper ion binding. Lineage: Eukaryota; Viridiplantae; Streptophyta; Bryopsida; Funariales; Funariaceae. Gene Ontology annotation, cellular component: apoplast. The record is from RefSeq and is a predicted model, not a curated record. Gene Ontology annotation, biological process: lignin catabolic process.
UUUGAAUCCUUAAAAGCUUUGCACGACUCUGGCUGUUAGACUCCCGCUCAAGCAUAGUCGUGCACUUCAGCACCUGUGGCUGCUCUCUCUACUUGUAGCCCGCCCUACGUCACGUAACAUUGCCUCUCUUUGCAACAAAAUAUUGCCGGAAUAACAUUGCAGCACCGUCAUUUGUCCCGCCGGACACAGCCUAACAUGAAUUGUGAAGUGAUCGAUUUUUUGUGUGCUUUUCGUCGGUUGAUUGAUUUCGAAUAGGCGUUUGGGUGUACUGACUAGCUGCCGGACUUGAUAUCUAUUAGGAUUGGAGGAUCGGACGUUGAAAGGUUUCAGAAUGUCGCUGUAUGUAUCGAAAAUGCUGGUUUAAAGUCAUGCAUUUCAUCACUAGAAAUGUAGGACGUAUGGAAGAUCACCUGACAGCACGGCGGAUUCCGCAAUAUUGUGCUGGCUAUUAAUUUUACCGGUAUCGCUUUGAGAAUUAACGCAGACGCUAUCUGCUGGUAGUUACGCACACAAGUGUCGUGAAUAUUUUUUCCGUGGCUAGAUCUGAACUUGAAACAAGUCGUAAAGAUGCAGAGAGGCUUUAGUGCUCAGGGCUGCCGUUUAGUGGUCGAAUCACAGCAGUAAACAAUUGGAGAUCGUUUUCCAGGGGAUUAUUUGAAGUUUGGCGUCGUCAAGCAGAUUCUUCCCAGUCAGAAGGAAACGGAAUGGACCUUCGGACGUUCUUACAUAAGUGAGCGUUUAGAAAUAGCUUGACAACGCUCAUCUGGAUCGUUCUGGGAGUCGUUCUCAGUAUCUUGUUGAGAGCUCCGAGUGUUAGAACAGUGAAAUGUGUGGCAAAAUGGUCUUCAUUAUUUUUCUGUUGAUGCCGCUUCUUCUUUAUACAUCGAACGUUUCCUGUGGAAGCCACCACCACCACCACCACCACCAUCCUUCGUAUGCAAUUUCAUCUUUGGCUUCGAACGAUACUACGAAGCACAUCCAUUUUACGGUUGGUUAUAUCAACGUUCGACGCCUGAACACUACCAAGCGCUUGAUAGCUGUGAACGGGAAAUUUCCAGGUCCUCCUGUCUAUGCUUAUGAAGGCGACCGAUUGAUAAUCAAAGUCACUAAUAACAUAACUGAAGAUGUUGCAAUCCAUUGGCAUGGGGUUCGACAAUUUCUAUCAUGCUGGGCAGAUGGAACUGCCUACAUCACGCAAUGCCCAAUAAGGUCAGGAAAGUCAUAUAAUCAUGACUUCACAAUUACUGGCCAAGUAGGCACUCUCCUCUGGCACGCUCAUAUCAGCUGGUUGCGCUCAACUCUGCAUGGAGCCAUCGUGAUUUUGCCUAAGCCAGGUGUACGACAUCCAUUUGAUCCUCAGCCUGAUUAUGCCGUUCCAAUAAUAUUUGGUGAAUGGUGGAAUGGAGACACUCAGCUCGUGGAGGAAAACGCUAUGAGAAAAGGGUCUGCUCCUAAUGUCUCUGAUGCUGCAACUAUUAAUGGCUACCCCGGACCUCUUUACAAGCAUUCAAGGCCACAUGAUAUCUUCACGCUGAACGUCGUCCCCGGAAAAACUUACCAACUUAAUCUCGUGAAUUCAGCUUUGGAGGUUUCCUAUUACUUUGCUGUAGCAAAUCACUCAUUGACAGUUGUGGCAUUGGACGCCUCUUAUGUGCGACCAUACACGACAGACUUCAUUUAUCUGUCACCGGGACAAACAGCUGACGUUCUUCUGUCGACAAAUAUGACCAGAGGAAGGUAUUAUAUGGCAGCAACAGUAUUCUCAGUCGUGCCCCUGAAGGAUCUGGGUAUUCCAAUGAACACAACCACCGCACUACUGAAGUACCCUGAUUAUCGAUCCUCUGUUGCCCCAAUACUUCCAGAACUACCAGAUCAUAACGAUACGGGUCCCCGGCAGAAUUUCAUAGACAAUCUGAGAAGUAUUAAUAUCACCCGGGAGCAGAAUCCUGUGCCGCUUGCUGUUGACCGGCAUUUGAUGUUUACGGUUGGUUAUGCACUUGAGCCAAACAACACUUGCUCACCGUAUGCUCUUUGCCAAGGAGUCAACCACAGCAGAUUCUCAGCGGCGGUGAACAACAUUUCAUUUGACAAUCCAUGGAACACCUCGCUGCUGCAGGCAUUUUUCUUGAAUCAGCCCGUCAGAAGUUUGUUCAUUGGUUUUCCUAAUAAGCCAAUUAAUGUUUACAACUACACAGGAACUGUACCUGCAAACACCACUCCAAGACACUCUACUAAAGUGGUAACCCUCAACUUCGGUGACAAUGUGCAACUUGUUCUUCAAGACACCCUUCUUUUAGAAUACGAUGUCCAUCCAUUUCAUCUCCAUGGGCACAAUUUUUAUAUUGUCGGAGAGGGCUAUGGAAAUUACGACUCAGUGUUGGACCCUUUGACCUUUAAUCUCAUUGAUCCUCCUCAGCGUAACACAGCAGGCGUUCCAGCUGGUGGUUGGAUUGCAAUCCGGUGGACAGCUAACAACCCAGGCGUGUGGCUCUUGCAUUGCCACCUGGAAAUGCAUCUUUCUUGGGGAAUGGAAAUGGCGUUCGUAGUGAGGAAUGGAGACGGGGUUAAUGAAACAUUGCCUGGUCCUCCUUCUGAUUAUCCUCAUUGCAUAAAACACAACUCAACUCCGCAUUAAUCGUUAAGGAUGUUCUCCUGGACUUGCAUGGAGCUGAGUUCCUUACGACCAAUUCAUGAAAUUAAUAACAUCAGGCUCCGUGAUCUUGUAGCGCGGUAUUGUGGUAGUUUUUCUCAUUACAUAAUUAGCCAUGACAUCUAUACCUUAGAAUGUUUCAUACGCUUCUGCGGUCCUUUGCAGCUUACACUUUGUCAAGCAAGAGCUGAUGGUAGAGUAUAGACUGUCAGGCAAUCUUAACAGUCGACCAGGUUGGAGAAAGAGGUGUCUUUCAGUCCCAAUCCCCUAGCUUCUAUUCGUGUUGUUUGUCGAUUUUCUCGAAUUUCUUCAGCUUGGUGCCUAAUAUUUUCACGGUGCAUAAUAGAUAGAUUCAACACCUAUUUGAUCUUGUGGAAUAAUACGUAUACAUUCUGGUACUUGCCCGCCAGAGUUGAUCUCGUCUCAUCGUGGCUAUUCACUUCUUCUCUGAGUUCACAGGUUUCGAUCUUCGAUCGAUGUCAGAACGAUAACAAAUUCCGGCAUCUCGUUUAAACUCUCAGAAGGUAGCAAAUGAUUAGAAGCUCUAGCUUUUUCAUUCCCUUUCAGAGACAGCACGGUGUGUACUCCAAUUGAAGCAGUAGUGAAGUGAUAUGACAAUCUAAUCAGACAUCUAUCCUUUUUUCUUCUUUUUAUCAUGGAAUAGUUUGGGCGUUCACUUUCAGUCCAUGUCCAGUGGCAUAAAUAAAGCUGCGCAUUAACCUCA